Carassius auratus (goldfish) is the source of this 3014-nucleotide messenger RNA. Its product is annotated as voltage-gated potassium channel subunit beta-1. Bases 707 to 1903 code for a protein of 398 amino acids. The record is from RefSeq and is a predicted model, not a curated record. NCBI's taxonomy places the organism in Eukaryota, Metazoa, Chordata, Actinopteri, Cypriniformes, Cyprinidae. Gene Ontology annotation, cellular component: juxtaparanode region of axon; cytoplasm; membrane. Gene Ontology annotation, biological process: regulation of potassium ion transmembrane transport; transmembrane transport; potassium ion transport. Gene Ontology annotation, molecular function: voltage-gated potassium channel activity; transmembrane transporter binding; potassium channel regulator activity. The transcript is spliced from 14 exons.
AGAUAAAGGGAGGGAGAGAGCGCUUUAAACAGACGUGGACGGCUGCCUACUGCUCAUUCCCCAAUAGCUGUAGCGCAGAUGAAGCACCACUGCUGAGCUCAGAAAAAAAGCAAAGAACAUAAAACCAUCUGAAAAGAGAGUUAAAAGAGAAACAAAAAGCAGGACAGGCACUCAAUAGAAGCUCAGUUUUUUAUCAGCUGGAGGAAGUGAGUGUAUGUGCAUGUGGGAAAGAGUGUAAGAAAAGAGGAAACCUCAGAAGAGAGGAGAGGAGUGUCAGCAGAGCAGUGGAUUUAUGCUGUCCAGUCUUGACAUCCCUCCCUCCUUUCCUCCUCCUCUCCUCCCCCCUUCAGCAGGCGGGCUUUUUGUGGCUGACCAUGCGAGGAUCCUCUCAGUGCUGAGGGAAUCUCCUCUCCUCCUCCGGAUAGUUCUGUAGCUCUCAUUCUGUGGCUCAUUGACCCAGAUGCAGCUUUGACACUUAUCUUUUCCACGAGGGAACGUCUUGGGCAAGGUGCAGCGCAACUUUUGGACUGUGUAGACAUCUCCUUUUUCCUUGUGUUUAAUAAUUGAUGCAGUCUCUCUGCUGCUGCUCUGACGGUAUCCACAGGACGGGAUCAGGGAGGAAGGUCGGGACUGUGACCCCCGAAUGAACCCUCAGUGUGUCCUUUCUGUGUUGUAGACUGCAUCUUCUGCAUCCUCCACAUCCAGCAUGCAGGUCUCAAUCGCUUGCACUGACCACAAUCUGAAAGGUCGGAAUGGGGACCAUGGAAAAACGAACGCCACCAGCCCCAACGUGGUGAAUGCUGCAAGGGCGAAGUUCCGCACGGUUGCCAUCAUCGCCCGGAGCUUUGGUUCUUUCACCCCACGCCACCACAUCUCCCUUAAAGAGUCCACUGGCAAGCUCACUGGCAUGAAGUACCGGAACCUUGGGAAAUCUGGAUUGAGAGUAUCAUGCCUUGGUUUGGGCACAUGGGUGACAUUUGGAGGACAGAUUUCAGAUGAAGUGGCAGAGCAGCUGAUGACUAUAGCAUAUGAGAGUGGGGUUAACCUUUUUGACACCGCAGAGGUGUAUGCUGCUGGAAAAGCUGAAGUCAUAAUGGGAAACAUCAUCAAAAAGAAGGGCUGGAGGCGUUCCAGUCUGGUUAUUACCACAAAGCUUUACUGGGGUGGAAAAGCCGAGACCGAACGAGGGCUUUCUAGGAAACACAUUAUUGAAGGUCUUAAGGGCUCCCUGCAGAGGAUGCAGCUGGAAUAUGUAGAUGUGGUCUUCGCCAACCGGCCUGAUAGUAACACACCAAUGGAGGAGAUCGUCAGAGCCAUGACCUACGUGAUAAACCAAGGCAUGUCCAUGUACUGGGGGACCUCACGAUGGACAGCUAUGGAAAUAAUGGAAGCAUAUUCUGUAGCGAGGCAGUUUAACCUGAUUCCUCCAGUGUGCGAGCAGGCUGAGUAUCAUCUCUUCCAGAGGGAGAAGGUCGAAGUGCAGCUGCCAGAGCUCUACCAUAAGAUAGGUGUGGGCGCCAUGACAUGGUCUCCUUUGGCAUGUGGGAUCAUCACUGGAAAGUAUGAAAACGGUAUCCCAGAAUCCUCCAGGGCAGCUAUGAAGUCAUACCAGUGGCUGAAAGACAAGAUAGUUAGUGAGGAUGGACGAAAGCAGCAGGCAAAGCUGAAAGAACUCAGUCAUAUUGCUGAGAAGCUGAGCUGCACUUUGCCUCAACUCGCCGUAGCCUGGUGUCUGCGGAACGAGGGAGUGAGCUCCGUACUAUUAGGAACUUCAAAUGCAGAGCAGCUAACUGAAAACCUAGGAGCCAUACAGGUUCUUCCAAAGAUGACAUCCCACGUGGUCUCAGACAUCGAUCAUAUACUUGGGAAUAGGCCAUACAGUAAGAAGGACUAUCGGUCCUAGAGGCUCUGGACACAGGCUCAUGGUGAAGAGAGAUGCAUGUGUAGCAGUGUCCGUGCCCUAGUGGUUCCUGCUCCAAAUCUGUUUCCAUCAUCAGUAUGACCUCUCUCUGAAGCCUUGGAGUGCUCUCCUCCAUAACCUGUACCUGCAUCCCCUCUGUUUCUGCAAGUGUGCCUUUGCACCCAAGGAUCCCCUCGAUUGGUGUCUAAGUGUCACCUUGUAAUGGCACCUUGCAGGAGAUCUUCACUCACAAAUGUGAUCUAUGAACCUUAUAAACACCCAUGCUUGGCCUCUGCUCUGAAAAGCAUCAGCCACUGGGAUGUCUGGCUGUAUUAGCACAAAGAGUGGAAGAAGAGAGCAUGUGGCCCUCUCGUGUUCAAACGCAGCAACUGCAAUCCUGUUUCACAGACUGUAGAAUAGAGGACGCAGUGAAACAAUGUGCAUUCACAAAGAUUCAUGCUGUUUUGCCUGUGCAAGAAUGCCUGUAUUGAUAUUUUAGGAGGGAUAUUUUAAAGAAAUUACUACUUGAAUGAGGGUAGCAUAAAUCUAUAAAUACAUGCUUGAUGAUCAUGCAACUGUAUUUUUAACCUCAAUCUACACUGUAGUACAAAUAUACAUUAUUAGAGCGGAUCUGACAUGCAUAUAGUAUAUUAUGCCAGCUGCAUUCGUGGUAAUGUUUGAUUAUAAAUUCGUGUUUUUUUUUUCUCUCCUAGUAACAGUAUAGAAGAUAUUCAGAGGAUAACAACUUAAAGCGACACCCUUGUGGAAAAGAAGUGUGCUCAAUUAAACUGAAUACACACCUUUAGUGUACUGCAAAUUUGCAAAGUAUUAAUUUUUUAAAACUGUUCUUCUGGAUGACAUAUUAUCAAUGAAGGACACGGGACUGUAAAUCAAAUACAUGACACUUUCAUGACCAUGUUUCUUAAUACACUUAAUAGGACUUUUAAGACGUAAAAUGAAAAGAUUUACCUCAAAGUACGCUUUAAAUAAUUUAGUUUUAAUAAUAUGUUGUUGUGCUUUGUAGAAUUAUUUUGAUGUGUUGAGUAUCAUAUUAUAGCACAUGUAAAGAACUUGUGUUAAACUAAGUGUUAUUUAUAGUAUGCAGUUUGUUAUU